UCAGUAAGUCCUAAGUCACCGCAUAAUUGAGAACCCAUACUAAACGGUAAACGGAAACAAACAGGGAGGGCAAAAGGUGAAAGUUAUGGUUUUGGCAUACAGCAUCUCUCAAACCCUCAUCUACAACUGCAACCGUCAGUUAAAGGCUCUCGACUUUGUUAAAAUAAAGUUAUCUUCGGAUUCAGAUCAAACAAAACCGAACGGAGUAUCUGGAUUCCAAGCAAAAAGGCAAUGCUUAAGGUGCAAAACCCUCUACUCUGAUGCAGAUAAUUCCCCUACUUCAUGCUCCUUCCACGGCCAUGCCACUGAGUCAUUGCAAAAAUUUGCAGGAGAGAAAGGAUUAUUUGCAUUGGCACCUCCACACCAGGGGAUUGAUGGAGACUGGACGGAUGGCUCUGGAGUCAUCGUCUACAAAUGGAAUAACGAAAAUAAUAGACCAAAUACUGGACGCGCCAAUUGGAAGAAAAGAUGGAGUUGCUGCCAAGAAUUUGAUGAAAAUGCACCACCGUGUAUUCGUGGAUGGCAUGUCUCAUACGAUGACGGCUUCACUUUAUAUUAGAUGCCGUUUAUAUUUUUUGUUUAGUAUAAUACCACAUUGACAUUAAUCUAGGUUCAAGUUGAGAAAUGCUUCCAUUGUAUAUACGACGCAUGCAUCUCAAUCUCAUAGUUAAUUUCUUUCACUGUCA
Gossypium raimondii (Peruvian cotton) is the source of this 686-nucleotide messenger RNA. RefSeq lists its product as uncharacterized. Lineage: Eukaryota; Viridiplantae; Streptophyta; Magnoliopsida; Malvales; Malvaceae. The record is from RefSeq and is a predicted model, not a curated record. The coding region runs from base 86 to 559 and encodes 157 amino acids. The transcript has 2 exons.